Molecule: messenger RNA, 1551 nt
Organism: Papaver somniferum (opium poppy)
Lineage: Eukaryota; Viridiplantae; Streptophyta; Magnoliopsida; Ranunculales; Papaveraceae
Product: EP1-like glycoprotein 2
Exons: 1
Coding region: 50-1405 (451 amino acids)
Source: RefSeq, a predicted model, not a curated record
CACCAAGGGAUAAUUCAUUACACAAAUCUUGAACCUUUCUGAAAAUCUCAUGGCUUCUUUAAGUCCUAUCCAUUUCUUUCUAGUUUUCACUAUCCUCCUUUCCUUCACUGUCCAAAUCCAAUCUCAAGUUCCGAAAGAAAAAACUUUUAAGUACAUAAACGAAGGGUCAUUUGAAGGUUAUAUAGUUGAUUACGAUGGAGAUUAUCGUAUCGUAUCUGGUUCCGGUUCAACUCGACUUUCUGUCCGCCCCUUCACUCUAUGUUUCUACAAUACUACUCCUAAUGCACAUGUUUUAGCAAUCAAAGGUGGUUUUGCUAACGAUGAAGAUCUAAUGCGUUGGGUAUGGGAUGCUAAUCGUAACGACCCUGUUCGAGAAAAUUCUACUCUAACUUUCGGCCGGAAUGGUAAUUUAGUCUUAGCGGAUGUCGAUGGUCGUAUAGUUUGGCAAACCAACACGGCCAACAAAGGUGUUGUGGAUGUUUCCCUGCUGCCCAAUGGGAAUUUAGUGCUUCUUGAUAAGAAUGGGAGGUUUGUGUGGCAGAGUUUUGAUUAUCCGGUUGAUACCCUUUUAGUAGGUAUGUCUCUUAAGCUCAACGGUGGAAGAAAACAGCUGGUGAGUCGUACGUCGGAUAAAAACGGCCGAGAUGGUCCAUACAGUGUUGUGAUUGACAAAAAAGGGUUCACGAUGUAUCUAAAAACUUCAUCAGGCAAGUCUCUACAAUAUGGAGGUUGGCAAGGUGAUGGUCUUUUGAAUGUAUCAUUUGAUGCAGUCCCUGAAGAGCAAAGUAUUUUCGCUUAUGAAUUAACACUGGCUUUCGGUGAACAACAACAACCAAACACCCCAACCAGACACUUACUCCAAUCAAGACCGGUAGGUAAUUCGAGAGGGAUUAUUCUUAAGAAACUCAACUAUAAUGCAACCAUUUCGUUCUUUCGGUUAGAAUCAGAUGGAAACAUAAGAGCUUAUACUUACUUCAGAAACACAUCUUACUUGAAAUGGGAUCGAACUUACGAAUUCUUCGGAGACGAUGUCAGAGAAUGUGGGCUACCAUCAAAAUGUGGUUCAUUUGGGUUCUGCGACAAGAGGAUGUGUAUUGCUUGCCCGAGUCCCAAGGGUUUGUUAGGAUGGAGCGAGAGCUGCAAACCUCCUCCAGCACCCUCCUGUAAGAGUGGCGCUGCCGCUGCGAAAUAUUACAAGAUUGCCGGUGUGCAGCAUUUUACGAGUCCAUAUAAUGAAGGAGAAGGACCAAUAAAGGUGACUGAUUGCAGGGAUAAGUGUAGCAAGGAUUGCAAAUGUGCUGGUUUCUUUUACAGGGAGGAAUCGUCCAAGUGUUUCACUGUGCCUGUACUUGGGACUCUUAUCAAGGAUGUCAAUACUUCUCAUGUUGGGUACAUCAGGUAUUGAACUAGUAGAAGAGUCCGAAUAAAUGGAAUAAUAAUGUAAUCUUCUUAUCGUAUAGAAUUAUAAUAAAAAUAAUGAAGUUUAAAUUUAGAGAUAUGAUGAUGUACCAACCAUGCAGUCAAAUUAUGAUAUCGAGUUCGGAAUUUCAA